CACGCUUUUUCCAAACGAACCUCUAGGGUUUCAUCUUACUCUGCAACUCCAUCUCGAUCGAUCUCAACAUUUCAAUGGCCGACGAACCAGUAGUUCCUUCCACGCCUCAACAACAACAACAACAUCCACCUACGGCCAAUGCCAACGCCGCUCCUCUUGGCCAUAACGUCAUCCCCAUCGUCAACAAACUGCAAGACAUUUUCGCUCAACUAGGCAGCUCCUCUACUAUCGAACUCCCUCAGGUUGCCGUUGUAGGUAGCCAGAGUAGUGGUAAAUCUAGUGUACUUGAAGCUCUUGUAGGUCGGGAUUUUUUACCCAGGGGUUCCGAUAUCUGCACGCGCCGACCCCUCGUGCUUCAACUCCUUCAGAUCAAGAGGAAGCCCGAUGGUACGGAUGAAGAGUAUGGAGAGUUCUUGCACGUACCGGGGAAGAAGUUCUAUGAUUUCAAUGAAAUUCGCAAGGAAAUUCAGGCUGAGACUGAUAGGGAAGCAGGAGGAAACAAGGGUGUCUCUGACAAGCAGAUCCGUUUAAAGAUAUUCUCACCUAAUGUUCUUGACAUCACAUUAGUCGACUUGCCGGGUAUAACAAAAGUUCCUGUGGGUGACCAGCCCACUGAUAUCGAAGCUCGUAUUAGAACAAUGAUAAUGUCGUACAUUAAGCUACCCAGCUGUUUAAUACUUGCUGUGACACCCGCAAAUUCAGACCUCGCCAACUCAGAUGCACUUCAGAUCGCUGGAAAUGCUGACCCUGAUGGUUACCGCACAAUUGGCGUGAUAACAAAGUUGGACAUUAUGGACAGAGGUACAGAUGCUCGCAAUUUUUUGCUGGGGAAAGUGAUUCCCCUUCGACUUGGUUACGUGGGUGUUGUAAAUCGUAGUCAAGAGGAUAUUAUGUUCAACCGGACCAUUAAAGAUGCGCUUGUUGCGGAGGAGAAGUUCUUUCGCAACCGUCCGGUUUAUAGCGAGCUUGCUGAUCGCUGUGGAGUGCCUCAACUGGCGAAGAAGUUGAACCAGAUUCUGGUACAACAUAUCAAAACAGUGCUACCAGGGUUGAAGUCGCGCGUUAGUGCUACAUUAGUUUCUGUGGCGAAGGAGCAUGCUAGCUAUGGAGAGAUCACAGAGUCAAAGGCCGGCAUGGGAGCUCUUCUUUUAAAUAUUCUUUCAAAGUAUUCAGAAGCCUUUUCUUCGAUGAUUGAGGGAAAGAAUGAAGAGAUGUCGACAUCUGAGUUGUCUGGAGGAGCAAGAAUACACUAUAUUUUUCAGUCGAUAUUUGUUAAGAGUUUGGAGGAGGUUGAUCCUUGUGAGGACUUGACUGACGAUGACAUUCGAACCGCCAUACAGAAUGCAACCGGCCCUAGAUCCGCAUUAUUUGUACCUGAAAUUCCAUUCGAAGUUCUUAUUAGAAGACAGAUUGCCCGUUUAUUGGAUCCAAGUGUUCAGUGUGCAAGAUUUAUUUACGAUGAGUUAAUAAAGAUGAGCCAUAAUUGUAUGGUCAAUGAGCUACAGAGGUUUCCUGUUCUCAGGAAGCGGAUGGAUGACGUUAUAGGGAAUUUCUUGCGUGAUGGUCUUCAACCUUCUGAGACGAUGAUUGGGCACAUUGUUGAAAUGGAGAUGGACUAUAUAAACACUUCGCACCCGAAUUUUAUUGGUGGGAGUAAGGCCGUAGAAACUGCAAUACAACAAGUCAAGUCUUCUAGGGUUACAAUUCCAAGGCAGAAGGAUGCUGCCGAGCUUGACAAAGCUUCACAAUCUGAAAGAGGUAUUAAGUCGCGUGCAAUUCUUGGCCGACCAGUCAACGGAUUUGUUACAGAACAGCAAAAUCAGCCUGGGUCUCGGCCGGUUGGCGAGGUUGAGAAACCGACAUCUGGAAGCACAAGCUGGGGGAUCUCAUCAAUUUUUGGUGGGUCAGAUAAUCGAAAUUCUAAUAAAGAGAACUCUAUAAACAAGCCAUUUAGUGAACCUGUUCAUACCAUGGAUCAUAUGGAUUAUGCGUCUUCAAUGAUCCACUUAAAGGAGCCACCUACCGUUUUGAGGCCCUCUGAUGCCAAUUCAGAUCAAGAGGCUAUUGAGAUCCAUGUUACGAAGUUGUUGCUGAGAUCAUAUUAUGAUAUUGUCCGCAAGAACAUCGAGGACUAUGUGCCCAAGGCCAUCAUGCACUUUCUGGUUAACCAUACGAAAAGAGAGUUGCACAAUGUCUUCAUUAAGAAGUUGUACAGAGAUGAUUUGUUCGAACAAAUGUUGCAAGAACCUGAUGAGGUUGCAGUAAAGAGAAAGCGCACCCGGGAUUUGCUACGUGUUCUCCAACAAGCUUUUCGGACAUUAGAUGAACUACCACUGGAAGCUGAAACAGUGGAGAGGGGUUACAGCUUAACCAAUAACGAUCCAACCGGUCUGCCAAAGAUUCAUGGACUCCCAACCUCAUCAAUGUAUCCUUCCACUAGUGGUUCAAGGGACUCCUACACUGCAUCUCCAAAUAAUCAAAGAUCACGUAAGUCUCAUUCAGGAGAGUUGAAUUCACCUUUUUACGGGAAUAUAGAGUCAAAUGGGAACAAUCGCAAUUCUUCCCUUCUUGGUCUUUAUCCAACACACGAUCUGUAAACCCACAAGAAGCAAGUCAAGAAACACAAAAUUCCUUGGAUUUGUACGUGAAACAACUUAACAUAUGGCUUAUGGCUUAUGGUAGAAUACAAGACGCUGUUGUCGUCUUUAUGGGGCUUUUAUCGUAGACUUAUAUUCUUUUUGUAUUCACAUUGUUUUUCUGAGCUCCAAUGGGAAAACCGGAGCAGUUCUGAAUACCACAAUUUCUCUUCGCCCUUCUUAUAAAGAAGUCAAUAAGCCUGGGACUGUUUGUUGUCAAAUAUUUGGGAAGGUUACAAGUGUAAUUGGAAGGCUAUAUGUACAGUUUUGC
This is a messenger RNA of Cynara cardunculus var. scolymus (artichoke), 2907 nucleotides long. Its product is annotated as dynamin-related protein 3A-like. Gene Ontology annotation, molecular function: microtubule binding; GTPase activity; GTP binding. Gene Ontology annotation, cellular component: membrane; cytoplasm; microtubule. The transcript is spliced from 20 exons. Lineage: Eukaryota; Viridiplantae; Streptophyta; Magnoliopsida; Asterales; Asteraceae. The coding region runs from base 75 to 2597 and encodes 840 amino acids. The record is from RefSeq and is a predicted model, not a curated record.